Molecule: messenger RNA, 400 nt
Organism: Drosophila erecta
Lineage: Eukaryota; Metazoa; Arthropoda; Insecta; Diptera; Drosophilidae
Exons: 1
Coding region: 147-347 (66 amino acids)
Source: RefSeq, a predicted model, not a curated record
UAUGUACAUAUAUCCAAAGUAGCCCCGAUGGGCAUGUCAGUCGAGAUGUCAUAGAUUUGCAUGAGCACAAAGAUCGAAUAUUCCAAAUUGAGCUCUCGUGUUGUGUUUUUUCGAAAAUUUCCAAUACUGCGGGCGAAGGAAGCGCAAUGGAUGGCUGCCACAACGACAUCUUGGCGCCCCUCAUCCUGGCCGUUAUGGUGGCCAAUGGACAUCCGCUCACCCUGGACGAGAUCGUCGAUGAACUGACGGCGGUGAUCAAUUCGCAAACCGAGCUGGCCAUUGCGCAUGAAAAUAUUGGAGACGGAAAACAUGGCCACAAGUCGUAUAAGCCGAGACGAAGGCACUAAAGAUCUUAGCAUGCGUUAUGUGCUAAAUUUCAAAUGCAAUAACUUAUUCCAGA